This is a messenger RNA of Octopus sinensis (East Asian common octopus), 5359 nucleotides long. Its product is annotated as GMP synthase [glutamine-hydrolyzing]. Gene Ontology annotation, cellular component: cytosol. The transcript is spliced from 17 exons. Gene Ontology annotation, biological process: GMP biosynthetic process. Gene Ontology annotation, molecular function: GMP synthase (glutamine-hydrolyzing) activity; ATP binding; GMP synthase activity. The coding region runs from base 29 to 2245 and encodes 738 amino acids. The record is from RefSeq and is a predicted model, not a curated record. Lineage: Eukaryota; Metazoa; Mollusca; Cephalopoda; Octopoda; Octopodidae.
UCAGUGAGGCGCAUGCGCAGUGGGAUACAUGUGCUUUUUCCGCGAAAUUCUCAGGUUGUGGUUUCCCUGUUAUUAUUAUUGUUGUUGCUGUUGUUGUGGUCGUUCUACAUACACUGCUUCACCUUCGGCCCCUGCUUCAGCCCCUACUGGGACCACUGGACCUGUGGCCACGGCACCAGAUUUUAGAAUGAAUGGAUCCACAAAUAACCAUAUCAAUGGAGUUAUCCCAGAUGCAGAUGGGAAAAUUGCUAUUUUAGAUGCAGGUGCACUGUAUGCAAAGGUAAUUGAUCGCAGAGUCCGUGAACUGAAUAUUGAAGGUGACAUAAUACCCUUAGAUACUCCUGCAUUUGCUGUGAAGGAGAAAGGAUACAGAGCUAUCAUCAUAUCAGGAGGACCAAGUUCUGUGUAUGCUAAAGAUGCACCACGAUAUGAUCCUGAUAUUUUCCGGUGUGGACUCCCUGUGCUUGGCAUCUGUUAUGGCAUGCAGAUGAUGAACAAAGAAUUUAAUGGUACAGUGGUGAAGAAGGAGUCCAAAGAAGACGGACAGUUAAAAGUUACUGUUGAUUCAAAAUGUCCCAUUUUCAAGGGUCUGGCAAGUGAGCAGCAAGUGUUGCUGACCCAUGGUGACAGCAUUGACAAAAUAGCAGAUGGAUUCAAAGCUGUGGCACAUUCAGGGAAUAUUACUGCUGCUAUCAGCAACGAGAAGUCCCAGCUGUACGGUGUACAGUUUCACCCCGAAGUUGACCAAACUGACUGUGGCAAGCAAAUGCUACAGAACUUUCUGUAUGAUGUGGCUGAAUGCAAAGGAACGUACACCAUGAAGUGCCGUGAGACGUCUUGUAUAGAUUACAUAUGUUCGACAGUGGGAUCACACAAAGUACUGAUAUUGCUGAGUGGCGGAGUUGAUUCCACGGUGUGUGCUGCCUUGCUCAACAAAGCCUUGAAUGAAGACCAGGUGAUUGCCAUUCACAUUGACAAUGGUUUCAUGAGGAAGAAUGAAAGCAAACAGGUUGAAGAGUCUCUUUCCAGAAUUGGGGUGAAGGUCAAAGUGGUAAGAGCUGCUCACACAUUCUACAACUCAACCACCUCCAUUCCUAUAGACAGCACAGAUCCAAAUUCUUGUAAGAAAAAGACCAACAUGUUAAACUGCAUAACCAACCCAGAGGAAAAACGGAAAAUUAUUGGUGAUACAUUUAUGAAGGUGGCUACUGAUGUCAUCGAAGAAUUAAAUCUCAAACCACAUGAAGUUUACCUUGGUCAAGGUACACUAAGACCAGAUUUUAUUGACAGUGCCUCCAGAUUUGGAAGUUCAAACACAGAUCCCAUGAAAGGACAUCACAAUGAUACAGAACUGGUCCGGGAACUAAGAUUGAAGGGUCGAGUAGUUGAACCUCUGAAAGAUUUCCACAAGGAUGAAGUUAGGCUGAUUGGUAAAAAUUUGGGUCUCCCUACAGAAUUAUUACAGAGACACCCUUUCCCUGGGCCUGGAUUAUCCAUAAGGAUCUUGUGUGCAGAAGAUCGUUAUAUAGACAAAGAAUUUGGAGAAACGAACCAGUUAUUGAAAAUCAUAAGUGACUAUAGCAACUCUUUGAAAACGCCUCACUCACUAUUAAACAAGGUGAAAAGUUGCACCACUGUGGAAGAACAAGCUGACUUAGUGCGUAUCACAGAAUCACAGACUGUUGUUGCCAUGCUCCUUCCUAUCAAGAGCGUUGGAGUGCAGGGUGACAAUAGAACAUACAGUUAUGUAGCAGCUUUGUCAAGCGACAUGAAACCUAAAUGGGACAACUUGUUAACAAUGGCUAAAUUGAUCCCUAAAAUAUGUCACAAUAUCAACAGAGUCGUGUAUGUGUUUGGAGGCCAAGUACGAUUUCCCGUUGAAGAUGUGACACCAACCUUUCUCACAGAUGGCGUACUCAGCACGCUGCGCCAAGCCGACUACGUGGCAACCAAGGUGCUGCACGACUCUGCCUAUGUGACCCGUCUCUCACAGAUGCCCAUCAUCCUUGCACCGCUCCACUUUGACCGCGAUCCCAUCAACCACCAGCCAUCGUGCCAGAGAUCAGUGAUCAUCCGUACAUUCAUAUCCACCGACAUCAUGACUGGAGUGCCGGCCACACCCGGGGUACAUAUACCUGAAGAUGUUAUUCAGAAGAUGACAGAAGCCAUAUUAACCGUUCCUGGAAUCUCUCGAGUUCUGUACGAUCUAACGGCGAAGCCACCCAGCAACACGGAAUGGGAAUGACACCCACCCAGGCGGAGCCGUAGCUCCGAGCAACACCACCCACACCACCGCUCUCACCAACGCUGCCACUGCUAUCAUCUUCAUCAUCGUUGUCGUCGUCAUGCCAACCACCUCUACCAUCACUGCUACCAACAACAACAACAACAACAGCAGCAGCAGCAAUGGCACCACCACCAACAGCAGCAGCAGCACUUCAUUGUGGAUGGUAACUGUUCAAAACCAGUAAUGAUGAUGAUGAUGAUAAUGAGGACAAAUGUGGUGGCGGUGGUGGCUGUUGUAAAGAUAAAGGGGACGAUGGCGAUGGUGACAGCAGUGUCGAUGAUGAUGAUAAUGAUAAUAGAGAUGGUGAUAAGGUCACAAUCGACCUCUGCUCCCACAUAUAUGUGUGGCUAACUAGAUUCUUUCUUUCGUUUUUUUUUUUUUUCUUUUCUUUUUCACUUUGGUCACUAGGAUGAGUUACCCCUGCCCCUCUCCCAUCAUGCUAUGGCCCCUUCCUCUUUCUGGUCCCUUCCUCACCUCUCUUCAUUCUUUGAUUCCUUUUUUUCGUGUUUUUGUUUGUAUCCCAGACUUGUAGUUGUGGCAGGAGUGUUAUCUGCAGUGGUGUUGGUGGUGGUGGUGGUGGCAGUAGGAAUGUCAUUUGUGGUAGUUUUGGUGGUGGUAGUGGUGGUGGUUGGCUACGAAAGGUGAUGGGUCAUGUUUUGUACAGCGGUAGUAGUGGUAAGAAGGCUGUCCUGUGGCCGUUUGGAGUUGUGCGCAGUGGUGAUGCUGGUGGCUGGAGACACGAGUGCAGUCAUGCAUGACAUAUGGGCUGCAGUGGAUUUGUUGCAUGAAUCCCUGUCAUUCAUGCAUGAAGGGAUUUGUGUAACAAUCUUGUAGGCAAGCACAUCCAAUUAAGCGAUGCUUUAAUUUGCUUGAUCUGCAUCUCUACCACUGCACACAACCGAUGCAGCAUUUGGCGGGUUUGUACAGUCAUGUGACCAUGGUACUGUUCCUUCUUCUCUCUCAAAUUGCUGACCUUGUGGAGCCUAAGAAAUAUAUAUAUAUAUAUAUAUAUAUAUAUAUAUAUAUAAAACAAUGGCUUCUCAAUAUUGUAUUUAAGACUUAAGCUAGGUUGCUGUUGUCAUUGUAUUAUUUGUUAUCUGAUCAAACUUUGGUCAAGGAGGUAGCUCAGAGAAUGCUUAGCAACAAGAGCUCACAGUGUAGAUACGAUACUUAAUAAGCCAGUCGUUCAUAUUAUCACCGGUUGUCAAGGUAUUUAGGAUCUUUGACAUGUCUGCCCGGUUCACUUACCUGUGUAGGUGAGUAGGUUAUGGGUGUGUGUGCUUGUAUCAAGGCCGAGCUGUGGUUGAGACGGGGUCCCCCAUAUGGUUGAUCUAGAAAAUCGGCAGUUCAGAUCUUGUGUCUGGUGGGUGGUGCGUUGAGUUUUUUUUUUUUAAUCCAGGCCCUCUUAGAUCCGUUCUCAAUGACCAAGAGAAUCGACCAUGUCGUUCGUUUGUAUCUGAUGAUUGGUGUAAGUCACGGCUGCAGCACUGUUGGUGGUGAUGGUCAUACAUGGCACCUUACUUUGGCAGUUGUACAGUCUACUUCUAUUUACAUCUCCACUGUGUGUGUGUGUGUGUGUGUGCAUGCGUGUCUCAGGUGAGAGGAUAAGGUGCAGCUUUGAAAAAUUGCUAUAUAUAUUUGCUUGUGCAGCUGCAAAACGGUGUGGUGUUAAUGGUAGUGAUGGCGAUGGACACCUACUAGUUGUAGGAUGUUUGUUAUUAAAGAUUAGAAAAUGCUACAAACACCUUGAUGUCUUAUUGUUAAUAUCGUUGUUUUCCCUGCCCCCCCGUUUCAAAGUUUUUUUCUUCUUCUUUUUCCAUUCAUCACACCCACUCCCUGUUUUCACUCCACCUUCAUCAUUCAAGUCUCCUGUUAAUUGUAUGCAAGACUCCUCCCUCCCCCAAAUCUCAUCUCCGUCACUUUCGGUUCAUUUGCAGACGUUGUUAUGGUUGUGCAACAAGAAAGGGGCAAAGUUCUGUAGUGAGAUAAGUAUGUGUGUGUGUGUGUGUUAUGGGCAUGUCCAUCCUGCUGUUGAUGAUAGUGAUGAUGAACUCUUCCUCCCUCCCUUUUUUCCUUUGUUAUCCAUAGCUGCAAAUAUGUAAAUUAUUAUCACUUUGCAAAUCAUCUCUCACCGCUACUCUCAUGCCCUCCUCCCUCCCUCCCUCUCUUCCUUCGUAGUCACUACUCUCACUACCAGCUUACAGCUACCAACAGCAGUGCUACUCUUCCCCACCUCCACCUCUAUCACUAUAUUGUCCCCCCUCCUCUCCAUCACUACCACUGUUACUCCUGCCGCCACCUCUGCUACCACCAUACCACCGCCUCUAUCACAGUCUCCUACUACCACUGCAACCCUCAACAACAACAACAACAACAACACAUACCUGACUUAAUGAAUUAGUGUAUUUUUAUUUCUUGUAUUUUUGGUCCCUUCACUCCUUCCUUUUCUUUUUCGCACCUCCCUUUCUGUAACCUUCACUUCUGCUCUUUUUCAUUCCUUUCUCUCUCUCUCUUCCUCUCAUCUCUUCUCUCUUUAUAUCCUUUCAAUUUCUCUUUUUGUCUCCCUCCACUUUUUCUCACAAAUCUUUGUUUUCUUUCAUUUCCUUGACACUCUCUUAUAUCCCUGCUAAUUGGCUCCCUUCACCAUCACCACUACUACUACUAUUACUAUCUCUAUCAUCAUCAUCUUCAGCAUUAGAUAAAUUGCCUUAAAAGGAAAAAAAAAAAAGACAUCACAUGGUCCCUGCAAAAAAAGAAAAAACCCCAAAAAACCAAAAAAACCAAAAAACAAAGACUUCAAAAACAUAAACAAAAAUAUCUAAGUUAAAAAAAAAAAUGCUUAAAAAAUAUUUCAGGGGUUGUAGAACCCUGUCUUUUUUCCUCCUCCCAAGUUUCCCAUUUUACCUUCAAAUCUCUACAGUUUCCCCCUACCCCCCACCUCUCUAAAGACCUUCGAAAAUUGAGUUUGAGAAUAAAGGGUGUAGAAAAGCUUUUUUUACAAACAUUGGUUAUAAUAAUAUUAAUCUAUAAUAAUAAAAGUGAAAUUUUGUCUGUCCGUCUGGGACCCCUGUA